Molecule: messenger RNA, 1506 nt
Organism: Gossypium raimondii (Peruvian cotton)
Lineage: Eukaryota; Viridiplantae; Streptophyta; Magnoliopsida; Malvales; Malvaceae
Exons: 8
Coding region: 203-1384 (393 amino acids)
Source: RefSeq, a predicted model, not a curated record
UUGUCUGAGCCCAAUUUAAUUGGAUUCACUGUUCCAAACCCAAAUCUUCGUUUAUAAUCUUUUCCAGCCCGUUAGUAAAUCUUAGGUUAAAACCCAAAUUUUGUAGGAUCUAGCCGUUUCCCUUAAAAAACAUCCUUAAACCCUUACCUGUAUUGAAUUUUAGUUAAUUAAUCUGCGAAAGAAAACAGGAAGAAGCAAAACGAUGGAUUCUGAAAUUGAUUCCACGAAAGAAGAGAAAUUGAAGUCUCUUUUGGGUCAGCUUGAAGUAGAGUGUGGCAUCUUCGAAAGAAUUGUUUACAAGAACAAGAACCAGCAUAGAAGGUCAUCAUAUUUUCAGUAUCUUUUAAAGGUAAGGAGGGACUUGAGAUUGUUGAAAUCUGCUAAUUUGGAGGAAUUAAUAAGUUCCUGCUUUCUAGUUAUCACUGGAAUCAGACCUAAACAAAAGGUGCAACUUUUAGAAAGUUUGAAGAGGAGAAAAAAUGAUGUUGGAAAACCUAAUUUUAUGGACCGACUUUUGGGGGCAGCACGCUUACUAUCACAAAUUGUUGAGCCAAUGUUGAGAGCAGCGACUGAGAUAUCUACUCUGGUAGCUCGCUCAUUUUUUAUGGGAUUUUCUCUGACUGUUUUAGCUCUCCUUGCACGCCUUCGAGUUUUGGUUCAACAAAUAUUACUUGAUAUGGUCCCAGUGUUCAACACCGCCUCUUCUCUCUCCCAAAAGAAGCAGUCCAUUAAAAUAACUCAUCAAGGAAUUGAGGUAUAUAGAGAGUUUUUUCCGAAAAAAGAGGACUUUGUCACCCUAGAGUGUGUCUGGAACAUGGAUAAGUUUGUAUUGGUUGAGAGGACAAAUAGAUGUGAGAUUGAAAUGCAAGAAAGGGGCAAUGAUGGAGAAGUUUCAGCAGGAGGUAAUGCAGUGCAGUAUGAGACUAUCGAGUCGUUUCUUGGAGAUGAUGAACCAACUGCUGAGAAGGCUGAUGCAGAAACAUCACCUUGUAUGAAAGUCUCUAUAACCGGCAUCACAAUAGACCAUGACGACGACAAGAUGCAGGUUGAAAAUGUUGCUGAAAAAGUAGACGGCACUGUUUUCGUAGAAAACAGUGAACUGAAAAAUGUAUCCCAAGCUCACUUGGUUGCAGACACCAGCACUUCUGCUAUCUCUGAUAGUUUUGAAGUGAUGUCUAAUGCGAGGAAAGUGGCUUUUGUAUCUGUAAAAAGGCCAGCAUCUUCACCAGCAAAGCCAACUGAUCUUCCUUUAAGGGCUGGUCCAUCAACAAUGAAUCCAACUGAUCUUGCUUCAAAAGGAAGUGGAAGCAGCGGAGGUGACAAGACAGAUGCAUUUUAUAGCUUGCUCACCCUUGGAAACCUCAAUAAUAGUCUCUUCGAAUGAUUGAUCAAUUCAACAAGCCAUUCUUUCAGUUCGUUUUUGGUUAGUCUUGGUUUUACAAGAGGAUAGUUAAUUUGUACAUAUGACAUUGGAUUUUCGCAAAUCAGAAAGUUCAUUUAUUUUCA